Molecule: messenger RNA, 3460 nt
Organism: Triplophysa rosa
Lineage: Eukaryota; Metazoa; Chordata; Actinopteri; Cypriniformes; Nemacheilidae
Product: zinc finger MYM-type protein 4-like
Exons: 5
Coding region: 150-1799 (549 amino acids)
Source: RefSeq, a predicted model, not a curated record
CGAAAAGAAGAACUCCAGUCGGCGUUGUAAAUACACCUGGCUGUACGGGGAUUAUCUCUCUGAAAAUAUAUAACAAAGCGCUGGCUUUUUGAGGACAUAGACCUCGGGAAAACUCCGUGAUACGGAAGAAAAUAAACUCGGAUAUCUUCAUGAAUAUGUUUGACCUGAAGUGUGACAGCUCGUCAGAUGAGGAGGGAGAAGAAAUGGAUGGAGGAGAUCCCACUUUAGCAGCGCAAAUAUCCAGGUGUGCAAACAUCUCUUCGGCAGAUUUAGACGAGCUGGAGAACAGCCGAAACGAAUCGAGUACUGUCAAACAAACAGUGUGGGCGGUGAACUGUUUUAAAGCGUGGAUACGUGAGAAACAAAUCAACAUCGACUUUAAAACCAUCGAAAAAUCAGACCUGGCCCAAGUGCUGCGGGAAUUUUAUGGAUCCAUUCGGACAAGUAAAGGAGAACUGUACGGUAUCAGCAGCUAUGUCGUGCUUCGGGCUGCAUUAAAUCGUUUUUUUAACGACCCUCCUCUUCACCGUGGCUGGAAUUUGAUGCAGGACGCUGAAUUCAGACCCGCCAAUAAUGUUUUCAAAGGUAUCGUUAAACACAUCCGACGAUCGGGUCAAGAUGUAAAAAUACACUAUCCCACGAUCUCACCCGAAGACCUGGAUAUAUUAAAACACUCUUCUGCACUAGACCCUGGCAACCCCAGAGGUUUAUUAAAUAAGGUCUGGUUUGACAUCCAGUUACAUUUUGGACUCCGGGGAAAAGAGGGCAAUCGACACCUGCGGCCAGACUCGAUGACACUUAAACGUGACCUAAAUGGUUUAAAAUAUUUCACUAUGGUAUUACAGGAUGUGUUUCGUGAAUCAAAGAACCCAAUUAAACGGGACAAGGACAAGAAGGGGGCCGCUAUGUAUGAAGAGCCUGGCAACCCACUCUGUCCCGUCGCCUCUUUGGAGAAAUAUUUAAGCAAAAUCCCCCCGGACGCAAAGGCGCUCUACCUGCAGCCCAAAAGAACGCAUGUGUUCAACGAUGAGUUCUGGUAUACAGCUCUACCUUUGGGAGUUAAUAAUCUGUCUCAAAUGCUGCCCAAAAUAUGCAGAGAGGCCGGGACGCAGACCACAUACACUAACCACAGUCUGAGGCUCACUGCGCUUCAAAAACUGACUGAAUCCAGACAGAUCAUGACUGUGUGUGUGCACAGUGGCCAUAUUGAGACGAACCCUCAGUUGCAGCAGGAAUCUGCUCCAUAUUCAGCCAGCAGUGAGAUUGACUCCAGCUCUGUGACACAGGAGAGUCUCGUGAGCAGCCACGGCUGGUUAAAAAAAGAACCAGAAAAUGAAAUAAUUGAGUGGGAAAAUAUAAACUCGGAGGCCGCCGUUGAUGCUGAGCAGGACAACACAAGCAAUGCCAUCUCCACAGCAACGACCCCGAUGGAGGGUUUACCCCCCAGUGUGAUGCUGACCAUCACCAAACUUCAGUGUCUUGUGGAGAGCAAACAGCAGAAGAUUGAAGCACUGGAGAAACAAGUGCAGGACCUACAGGAGGAUCGCAAGUUCCUCCGCACACAGAUCGAGAACCUCACCAGCGCUCGUGUGGUUCAAGUACCAGAAGCGAGCACUUCAGUGUUUUCACGGCCCAGGUCACAUAAGAGACGGCAGAAAAGCAUGUCUAACCCAUGUGACAGUGAUGAGAGCUUUACCGAUGGGUCUGAGACCAGUGAUUCAUCUGAGGAGUUGAGCAACAUCAAGAAAAAAAGAGACAACAAGAAGAAACUGAAGAGAGGUUAUGUGCAGUAUGAGUAAGUACUUUCAGCCUCCAACAAGAAGAACCUGAGUGGAGUUUCUGCCCAAUUCCAGGCCAAACUUUUAUGAGUGAGCCCCCUUGUGCCCAGGGCUAAAGAGUAGGCUAUACCAUGAAGAAUCUUAGUUGGGACAACGUUCCUGGUUGUUCCUCGUUGAUGGCUGAAUUGUUUGCACCACGAACAGCAUUAUGCAGAACACCAUCGUCAACCAGGCCCUCAUCACAGAAUUGCAUCUAACAGCCGAAGAGAGAGAGUGUUCCUCUAGUGAGUCUGUGAGGAAAUGUUGGUCAGCUGUAGUUUUUUGGAUGGACAGAACAACGUUUUUAAUGUUGUUAAAAACAUUAAAAACAAUUUUAAUGGUUUAUGGGUACAAAUGAUCUCCAUAUUUUUGUAUCAGAAAAUGUAUCUUUGUUAAAAGUCAUUCUAGUCAAACAUCAGUUAAAGGAGUCAUAUGACACGGCUGAAAUGAAUAUUAUCGUUUGUUUAAGCUUUAAUGUGUAUAUACGAUUUAAGGUUCAAAAACGCUGUAUUUUCUCCACACCGGGCAUGUUUGUAUCUCCUCUUUGCCCCGCCUCUCUGAAACGUGUGGAUCUUUUACAAAGCUCAUUGCUCUGAAAAGCGAGGUGUGCUAUGAUUGGCCAGUUAACCAGUGCGUAGUGAUUAGUCGAAUACUGCAAGCGUGUGACGGAAAUGUAACGCCUCUUACCAUAUUUGGAACAUCCGGUUCUAAAGCAAUUGUGCUGACUGGUACGCCCAUCUUACUUGCGUAUACAUUUGGGCGGUCUCAGUCAAAUCAUACCAUGAACUAACGUAGAUUUGUGGGGGUGUGGUUACAAGAGGCGUUUCAGGCAGGUCUAGGGGAGCAUUCGCUUUUAGAUAGAAUGCAUCUUUUGUUCCGACACUUUAAUUUUUGCAAUUUUACGUGUCUAAUACUUGCAUGGGCAACUUAUAAAACACCAAAGACACAGAAAAAUACGUAUUCAGGCCAUAUGACCCCUUUAAGAAAUGUAAACUUUUACUUGUGUUCUGAGUGGUGUUUGCCUGUCCAAUAUGGUGGUGCUCUCAACAUGAAAAAGCCCUUAAUGGCGUUUCUAUGUAUGUCCAUGUUUACUUCCACGUGUGUUAGAAAAUAAUCUACUGUGCAUACUUUUUAUAAAAAUAAGUAAGAAGUAUACAGAUUGGUCUGUAUAGCUGUGUAACAAAAUUCUGAUGAAGCAAAUCUUGGCCGUACAGUAUAUGCUGAGAUUGCUUGGACAUCAUUUCUGACAUGUAUUUUUUUUUAUCACUACCAAGGAUGCAUGGAAUCAUUGUUUUGUUAGAUACAGAUAUUUUUGUGAUGUGUCUUAUAGUUCAUGUUCAGUUAUCGGUUUCAGUUCAAUUUAACUGCAAAAUUAACAGUUUUAUUUGUGAAAUAAUCAAUAGUCUUCCCAGAAAUGUAACUGAAUAUGCAUAUUGUUUUGGUACGUAUAGGUGUUUUUUAUUUUUCACAUUUACUGUUAGUGUGUGCUGUUCUUUCCUUUUUUUUUUAGCAGAUGUUUUAGCUCAGUGGCUAUUUGUCUGAUGUUACUCUCUGUUAGGAUCAUACACCUUUUAGUGUCCAAUACACUACAGUAUUGUGAUGUAUUUCCCAACUGAAGUACAGAAUAAAUAAAAAAAAUAGGA